GCCGCCGUGACGUCACCAGCAUGGCGUAGUGAGGCAGACACUCCUGUUUGAGCCGCUCUCCUUUUUUACUCGUACACACCGUUCUUUAUAUUUUACAACGAAGUGAACCAUAUACGGAAUGGUGUAGGAUGUCGUGAAGUGUUUCUAGUGUGCGUACCAAGCCGUGAAGAUGAGCGGGAGGAAUAUAAUCACCCGGGAGCUGAGUGAUUCCAUACGACAGUGCUUGGGACGGAAAGUUAAGCUCACGUUAAAGGUUCUGGUCAAGGUUGAGACUCGGGGAGACAAGACAGAAAACAGGGUUCUGGCCUUCGCAUCAUGCCGGCUCUUCGUGCUCACAGCCAAGGUCCCCACAAGGGUGGACCAGCACUUCCACUACCUGGAUAUACAAGGCAUCGAGAGCCGGAAACCCAACCAGCUGUGCCUGACCGUUUGUGACCGCGUGUACACCUACUACACCACCCAUGAAGAGAACAGCAGCCAUGAGGUGGACACCAUGGUGCUCAGCCUCUGCACCGCCCUCAAGAACAUCUUCCCUUCUGUUCCUCUCACCAGACACAUCAUCCGGAAGGUGGAGAUCCAACCCCCGAAGCGAAUGCAGCAGCUGGAGGAGUUGGAGCGGGCCACGCUGGGAGGCACCCGGGACAUGGGGCCGUGUGGGGGCUUCUCCACACAGUACAUGUGUAUGUGUGACUACCAUGCACUGCCCUACCGGGAGGAGGUGGCCUGGGACGUGGACACUAUCUACCUCUCCCAUGACACCCGGGAACUUUAUCUGCAUGACUUUGACUACCUAGAGCAGAAAGACCUCAUCCCCAUCAUCAGCGCACUGGAGUACAACACCUGGUUCAGGAAGCUGCGUGCCAGCCACAGCAAACUCUCCCAUGAGGCAAUUGAGAGAAUUUUGCACGUGGUCAGCAAGUCACUUAGCUUAGAAGAAAUAUAUUUAGAUAAUAUUGGUGCCAAAGCGGAGUUUGCUAACAAGCUGUCACUGGCACUCUUAUCCAAUAGCAACAUUCCAUUGCAAAAGUUAGACCUGUCUCACAACCCGCUGGAGGAUAAAGGUUUAAACAAUCUGUGCGGCCUGGUAGCCAAGCUGUCUCCAGAGGCUGGGGGUGCUAUACACAUUAGUAACCCUAUUGGUCGGCAAGCAAAGGGCUUGAGUCACCUCAACCUGUCCCACUGUGGGCUGACAGGCAAAGGUGUCAACAUGUUAGCACAUUCCCUCUCAGUAAAUAAGUAUAUGUGUCAGACUUUAACAUUCCUGAAUCUAGCUGGUAACUCCUUGCGAGAUGACGUCAACAACCUGUACAAUUUCUUAGCUCAGCCAAAUACGCUCAAGACGCUUGACCUCUCAGCCACAGAGUGUGCCAUAGAUGCUCUCUUUGGUGCAUUGUUACGUGGCUGCACCAGUAGCUUAGCACAACUUAUCCUGUCACGCAACAGUUUUGGCAGCAAGAAGAGUCGGGAAAUGUUACCAUCCUUCAAGCAGUAUUUUACCUCCACCCUUGCCCUCAAAACCCUAACUUUCUCUCAGUGUAAACUUCCUUCAGAUGCCCUCAAAAACGUGUUGCUAGGAUUAGCCUGCAAUGAAAACAUCUCAGAGGUUGACCUGGACCUAAGCAGUAAUCACCUUGGGGCCACAGGGGCUCAGAUCCUGGAGUCCUGCAUCCACGGUGUUCGGUGUUUGGCAGCUUUGGACAUCUCAGACAAUGGCCUGGAGACUCAGCUUGGGCCUGUGGUGGCAGCAAUAAGUAAAAACAAGAGCAUCAAGAAACUGAACAUUGGCCGGAACCUGAACAGCAUCAAAAGCAAACAUGUGUACCACGUGAUGGAGGCGGUGGUGCAGAUGAUUCAGGAAGAAGAUUGUGUUCUGGAGUCACUUUUCAUAAAUGAUUCUAGACUCAAGACAGACCUUCACAAUCUCCUCAAUGCUUUAGGAAGCAAUCAUUGCCUCCAGAACUUAGAUAUAAGCGGUAACUACAUGGGCGACAGUGGUGCGCGUCUCCUUGCCAAAGCUCUACAGAUUAAUUCUAAGCUCCAGUAUAUAAGUUAUGAUAGAAAUAAUGUCACACUACAAGGCUACAGUGAUAUCGCCUAUGCAUUACAAAGCAACUACAGUGUUAAGUUUCUGCCAUUUCCUGUGCACGAUGCAAUGCUGUGUAUGAAGACGGCUCCAGAGAGAACUGAGAACAUCAUGCGUAGGAUCCAGGACAUCCUGUACAGGAAUGUGUCCCCCAUGAAGUACUCCAAUGGCCAGGCCUUCAGACUACAGCAGGGCUUCCUGCUGAGCUCAACCCAGCAGCAGGUGGACAGGCUGGUGCUGCAGACAGGAGAAGUGGUGAGGACCCUCCGUCGCUCUGGCAGUGACCUGGGAGGCUCAAACUCCCUUCAGUGGGUGGAGGGCCUCAUUGCUGAUGCCGACAACUCCAAGCAGCUGAUCUCUCACCUGCAUGAUGUGGUGCUGCGGCGGGACGAUGCAGGGAACCCAAUAGAGACCAAGUUGCACCAGCUUUCCUCAGACCUGUACAACGUCAUCAGCAACAACCUGCAAGACACUGUGGAGAGCAUGGUUCGAUCAGCCCAAGACAAGUGUCCCAAUGUGCUCAGUGAGGAGAAAGUAGUGAAUGACAUCAGGACGGCCUGCCUGGCUAAGUCUCAGCUCUCAUACCAGCUUGUGGAGUCAGCUAUUGUGGAACAGGCUGGAUCAGUCAUCUUGAACAAAGUGAAUGAGGUGAACCUGGCUGUAGCAUCAACUGUAUCAGACAGAGUCAUUGAUGAGGUGGUGGAGUCACUCUCCAAGACCUGUAAAAACUUGCAAUCUGGUGAGGGCCCACGAAAGAGAGCCUCCACGGGGACAGAGAUGGGAGGGCGGGAGAGAGGCAGCAGCGAGUCAUCCACCCGCAGUGAGCGUUCAGACACUGUGAGUCAGGGAGAUGACACCACCAGCCAGAAGUCCGACCCAUCCCCUCUGAAAUUGGAAUAUUUGAACCUUGCCACACCACAGCUGCCAAAGAGGAAGAGUCUACACGGCAGGAAACUGCGGCCUCAGAGUGUAGUUGAUGGUUUUACAGAUAGUAGUCCAGAGCAUCCAGCCUUAUUGCUUCACCAUAGUGACAGUAGUGUUUUGACUGGAAGUAAACAUUACAGCCUUUUCCUGGAAAAAAAAAACCCUUCAGAAAAGAAUAGGUUGACACUCCCAGCAUGGCCUGCUGCCUUGUCCCAGACUGAUGACUCUCACUCUCUUCAUGCUGAGUCUCUAGACAGUGUGUCUGAGCUGCCAAGCAGCUGUGGCCAGCUACAACACCUGGGUAAGGCCCGGCCCCGGCGGGUGAAGACCCGUGCCCCCACCCGGCCCAUGGGUCGUGCUGAUCUAGUCGAGGAGGACCAUGAUAUAUCCGAGGGUGUAGACACCUUCUUCAGGCCAGGCUCCUCCACCCCCACCACACCUCUCAUAUCUCCAGAUUCAGAAAACAGCCCUCGGCUGCUGAAGUAUGGCUCCACCUCCUCUGUUGAAAGUUCUCCCCACACUGGCGGCGGCAGGACUGGCAGUGAGCGGGGCAGCAUAGAGUCCCUCACCCGCUCAGACUCCCUGGCUCGCUCCGAGUCUGAUGUGACCAGGGACUCCCCCAGACCGCACACUAAGUCCCGGGACACGGAGGAGGAAGAUGAAGAAGAAGAGGAGGAAGUCAGCUUGGAGGAAAAAAGUAGUCACAGUGUUCGCAGUCUGAUUGGCAGACAAGCCAAUGAGGGCAUGGCCAAGAGGUCCCCAGACAUGAGUGCAAGGAAGGCAUCAACAUCCUCAAGCAUCAGUUAUGCUGAUGAUUCUUUAUCCUCUUUAGAUAAGAGUCGUAGUGAAGAAGAUGGAAAAGAAGAUUCUCCUCCGAGGAAGAUUGCCGGUCUCCAUAAAAUGGGUAUUGGAGGCAACAUUUUGGCAGAAAUGAAGAAGAUACAGGAGAAAAGAACAUCAUUCCAGCCAAAGGAUGAUGAGAAAGACAAAGAAGAAAAGAAGGAGAGUCCCUCAAGUAACUUGCUGGCUGGUGUACGGCUUAGGUCCACCGGCCUUGCCGACAGCCUCAUGUCCCCAACCAAUGGCUUCCCCAGAGGCUCAGGAGGAAGCAAAUCCCCAAACUGCAACAGGGACUCAUGUAUUGACACCUCAGGACCCAGCCCCAGCACCAAGCCAGUGAUCACCGCCCUCAAACCUAAGCCCCCUCCCCCCCUCGCACCUAAACCUCGACCCAAGUCUGUGAGUGGAGGUGACCGCAGAUCAGGGGAGUCUGGGUCAGGGGAAGCAGCAGAGGAAGACCCGGCAGAUCUUCCUGCAAGGUCUGUGAAGGAAAUGGCCGCCUCCCUGGCCCAUGCCAUUGUCUUGGAAAGGCCUGGAGGCACCCGAAAGUCUUCUUCUCUCUCUCACAUCCCAGCAGCUGGCACCAGCAGCAGCAGCAGCAGCAGGAGUGAUAAGAAAUCAAAGGGGAAAAUUGAAUCCCAGAAAACUCUGAGCAUCAUAAGUGGGAUUAAAAAGAUAGAAAAGAAAAAGCGAGAGAUACAAAAGAAAGAGGAACUGGAGGAGACCUGGGUGGACGGUGAGCGUGGGGAGGAGUCCCUGUGUCCGCCGCUGCAUCGCCAGACUUCUCACAAGCACGUCCUGGCGACAGACCUGUCUCUGGAGGACGUUGUCAAUGUAUAGUGAAGGACUUUAAUAGGAAGGGAUCAUUUUGCAUUUUUAGGGAAUAAGUGCACCUCUGAUUGGCAGAAAAGACUGUCCCAAUAUAUCUACUUACUGAAUUCUUGAUCAUCUAGAUCAAAACAAAUCUUGUAGAGAUUAUGUUGAUGAUUACCAUUAUUUUUUAAUCCUGUAUAUGAAAUCUGACCUAUUAUCAGGCAGCAGUUUACAUCUCCAGGUUAUGGAAGGUUACAGUGUGAGCCAGUGAGCCAAGAGGACACCUGCAAUUGGCUGUGAAGUCUCAACAUGUGACAAGCAUAGUGAUAAUCUUAAUGUCAGCAGCUGACUUUAAGGCAAAACAAAGAUGUGCUUUGUAUUGAAGCAAAGCUUGGUACCACAUUUAGAGGAGCAAAUACAUUUUUGCAUUUUCAUAUACUCUUUUGACUUACUCUUGUACUCUUAUAAGUCAGAGGAAUGAAGCUCAUCUAAUAAAACUAAGCAAUGAGAGGAUUGUAAAUUUAGUGGUUAGAUAAUAUAUAAGGUACAUACAUCAUACUGUAAAGUGAGUAUAAUAGGUCACUGCCAGCAUUGGAUAUGUAUAUACUUUCAUCAUUUCUAUUUUUGUUAGUACAAGUAGCACAAAUUAAGUUGUAGGCCCCUCAGCCAGGGUUCUGGUGUGAACCUGUGAUAUGCAGCAGGUCCCGGAGUGUUGGGUGCACAUCAGUCUGACAUCAGUCUUGCCAUCAGCCUCAUGAUGACACUGAUAGAGAAGGAAGGGUAGAAGUCAUUGAAUAGUUCACUAAUACAGUUCCCCUCACAGAAUAUGUUGAAGGAAAGUGUCAGGGAUGUUGAAUCUAAUUGUAAUGAAUGAAGAGUUAGUUGUUUGAACUGUAUCUAGCACACUCAUUGUAUAAUGCUAAAGUAUAUGGCAUAUGUAUUUUUUGCACUGAUUACUAAACUUUGCUUUAGAAAGAUGCACAGUACAUAAUCAUCGGCAUUAACAAGCAUGACUAAAUAGUUAGCUCACUUUUAUUUUGUGAUUCACACCACCAAUUCACACUCAAGAAUGAAAGAGGGAUGUCCUGACUCUGUUGCAAGUUUCAUGUUGCAACUUGAGGGCAACAAGGAUUUAACUUGUAUGUCCUUGGAGAGUUUUUGUAUAGGUUGAGCAUACCAGUGUUGUUACCUUUGUUAGAGAGCUGUUAUAUGCGAGAACAUGAACAAUGUUACUUAAUGUGAGGCAUGUGAAUUUUGUGGUUUUGAUGAUGGUAUGCCUUCAACUUUAUAAAAAGAGUCUAUUGCAUUUGAUUCCUAAUCUGAGUUAUUGUGCAUUAAAAAUAAUGUGGUAGCAUCUCAAUCGUAGAAUUGAGAUUAACUUGUAUAACUUGUGAGCUUUGCUUUUUGAUAGAAAUCCAACAAGUAGGAAACUUACCAUGAACAUAAUGUAUAAAGCUGAUUAUCUUGUCAAAAGUAAUUAUUAUAAUGUUAUUAAUCUACAGGUAGUGUGUUUGCCUCAUGUGUGAAAUCUGGCCUUUUUUUUUUUUUUUUUUUUUUUUUUUUUUUUUUUUUUUUUUUUUUUUUUGUGUGUGUGUACAGCUUGUGUUGUUUUGUGUGAGGAGCCUUGUGCCAAGACCGGGAGACUUUUGUGUGUGAUCUGUGUAGCAUUUCUUUGUUUAUAUAUUAUUAUAUGGAAUACUGAAGUUCACAUGGCUGCAAGAAGUUUAUCUGUGAUGAGUUGUCCGGUUUAAAAGAUGCCUGACUAUGACAUUAUUGUAUUACAAGAACAGUUUACACCUAAAGGAAAUACCUUAUGUAAUGUUAGCUUUGUAGAAAAGUCAUAUUAGGAAAACCUUUGCUUUAAUACUUGAAUCUGUAAGAAAUUGUGAUUACUUAGAGUUGAAUUAUAUCACAGCAAAGCUUUGUUUAUAUUGGUGUUUGAAUAUUGUAUUCUCAUACAUUUUAAUCAUAAGAAAGAGGAACUCUGAAUUGGGAAUCUGAGGCUAACAAUACAAAGCAUAUUCAUAAGUUUGUAUUUGGAUGACAAAAUUUUGCAUAUGAUGCAAAGAAAUUGCAACAAAUAAAAUGAAUUGUAGUGAACAAGUAUCAACAAGUGAACAAGUAAAGGAUUUUUAAUUGAAAAUAGCAAAAUUUUUAUCAUUUUGACAACAAAGUCAGAAAAUUCUGUAAUGAUUUCUUGAGUAGUUUUUUCUUCUGACAUGAGAGGAGUACUUUCCAUUAUGCUGUCAACCUUGCCAGUUGUUCCAGACAAGUGGUGUGAUUUUGGGAUUCACCAAGGUAGUACAAAGCAGCCAGUUGCAAGGUUUGUUAAAGAGUGCUCACAUGAGACAAUACAAUUUUAAAAAUCAAAAAAAUAUGAUUAAUGUUGUAUAGGUGAGUGUAGGUAGUUAUAGGAAAACAGGAAACUUAUAAUUCAGCUUAAGAACCUACCUCGAACCUCUGUAGUGCUCCUCAUGUAGGAAGGAACUUAUCAGUCUCUCUCUCUCUCUCUCUCUCUCUCUCUCUCUCUCUCUCUCUCUCUCUCUCUCUCUCUCUCUCUCUCUCUCUCUCUCUCUCUCUCUCUCUCUCUCUCUCUCUCUCUCUCUCUCUCUCUCUCUCUCUCUCUCUCUCUCUCUCUCUCUCUCCUCUCUCUCUCUCUCUCUCUCUCUCUCUCUCUCUCUCUCUCUCUCUCUCUCUCUACACACACACACACACACACACACACACACACACACACACACACACACACACACACACACACACACACACACACACACACACACACACACACACUCAGUGCUCCCAUCCUCUUUUUUUUUUUUUUUUUUUUUUUUUCUCCAUGGGAAGCUAAGUGUCUCCUCCAUUGGUCCUCUACAACACACAGUCUGCUCAUGCUGGCUCUCUAUAACACACUGUAACACUGCUCCUCCAGAUAAUCUUUCCAUCAGAUAAUUUAGUUUGUAUUGGGUUGCAUGUUAUGGAAAUAAAUUUAAUGAUUAACUGUUAUGAUCUCUGUUUCAUCAUCUAAAAAGGUGCAAGGAUUCAAGAUAAUAAUGAAAUCAAUUCAUUCUUUGUUAAUAGUUUAAAUUUUUUCUUAAGUGGCCUGGUUAAGCUGAAUUUGAUAAUAGCAUGAGUUUUCAUGUCUGUCUUGUGAGCUAUUGUUUGAUGUACUUGUCAUGAGCUACAAACUGUACAGAUUACUGCCAGUCUCAUGUAAAUCCAUUGUUAGCUUUUUUAACAGAUAGCAUAAUGGCAUAAGAAUUGUUGUGGUAACCUCAUCUUGUUUAGUAUGACUGUAAUGUUGUGCUUGUUGGGUGCAGCACAGAUGGGGCUCGGGACACCAGUGGCAUUCUUCCAAGCAACUAAUUAGUUUGGGUUAGGUAUUAAUGAAUCUAUCUGAAUUGAUUCAGUAAUGUGAUAUGUAAAUUGAACAUUUUCUUUGCGGUUCAGAUGCCGUCGGUAAAACAUCCAAUAUUUUUAUUAGUAUUAGGAAUUGCAAUGUCAUGACAGUUGUCCCAGCUGGCCCAUGUCCUGAGCGACUGUGCCAUGAUUAGGUAGCAAGGAAAUAUUUUGUGGUCAUUGUGAGUUGUGAUAGCAUCAAGAUUUCUUGUCACAUUCUUUUCUUCCCUCCUUCUUUUUAAAUUUUUGCUAAAAAGUUAUGUGACCACAGAUUUUUGUCACAGCAAUGUUUUACUCUUGUAUUGUAAAUAUAUUACUUGUCAUAUUUUAUAUUUUACAAUUAUUCUACUGCCUUAAUAAAAUUAUUUCCUA
Molecule: messenger RNA, 8431 nt
Organism: Scylla paramamosain (green mud crab)
Lineage: Eukaryota; Metazoa; Arthropoda; Malacostraca; Decapoda; Portunidae
Product: F-actin-uncapping protein LRRC16A-like
Exons: 34
Coding region: 170-4687 (1505 amino acids)
Biological process (GO): regulation of Arp2/3 complex-mediated actin nucleation; cell migration
Cellular component (GO): lamellipodium; plasma membrane
Molecular function (GO): protein binding
Source: RefSeq, a predicted model, not a curated record